Molecule: messenger RNA, 5321 nt
Organism: Hirundo rustica (Barn swallow)
Lineage: Eukaryota; Metazoa; Chordata; Aves; Passeriformes; Hirundinidae
Product: Y+L amino acid transporter 2-like
Exons: 11
Coding region: 742-2265 (507 amino acids)
Biological process (GO): amino acid transmembrane transport
Cellular component (GO): membrane
Molecular function (GO): L-amino acid transmembrane transporter activity
Source: RefSeq, a predicted model, not a curated record
UGCCCGACUCCUCCACAUUCUUCUCCGAUUGGAUGUUCGGCUGAGGCUUGGAGGGAUUGCAGGACAGAGAUCUUUUUGCUUUUAGUUAGUUUUAGCUAGCUAGGGCAGAGAAGUUCCCUGGACUGUUUUUUGUUGGGUUUUUUUCCCUUUUUCUUGGAACUGUUUAAACCUGCUCUGGACUGAAAACCCAGGGGAGCACUGGGGGCUGCACCUGCGGCCCACCGGGGCCUGGACCUCGGCAUUUUCCAGCAGCGCCGGAGAGACUGGGACUGAGGAGAGACUGAGAGAGAGCCCAGCUACACCCACGGCAAGAGCUUUCUCAAUUUGCCAUCUCACUCCAGAACGAGAGUUGGACUGCUCAAGCGUAUUAGAGGGAUAUCUGUGCUUGGAUUCAAAUAUUUUACUUUCCUGUGUGGAUUAGUGGUCCAGUCUGAUGAAGUGUCUCAGCUGUCUCAUUAUCUGGUGUCUCAGCUCUAGUGACAAGACUCUUGACCUGCUGUGUCAGCUCCUUCCAGAUGCCCUUUGGUACAUGAGUACAUCAUUCCUCACAGAAAACAAAAAUUCCAAGUUAGUGCUCUUGCAUUCAUUAACUUUCCGCUCUGCCCAGAUUUUAUUUUCUGGAUGUUUACUUGUUUCAGUAGACAUUACACUGUAUACCGUACUGGCUUUGCUAAAGGACGUCAUAGGACAACGUAUUAUUUCAGAUGACUAAGUGAAUACACCGGGUAAUGUGAUUUGAAGAUGCCAACCCCUUGGCAAAUAUGCUGCAAUAAAAAGUCCAGAACUAAGAAUGCAAAAACUGAAAUGGACAAUAUGGCAGAGACGAGUGAAAAAAUGCAGAUGAAAAAAGAAAUCACCUUACUAAAUGGAGUUUCUUUAAUUGUAGGGAACAUGAUUGGCUCUGGCAUAUUUGUAUCACCCAGAGGUGUUUUAAUGUACAGUGCUUCCUAUGGACUCUCUCUGGUCAUCUGGGCGCUUGGUGGGAUUUUUUCCCUGUUUGGAGCUUUGUGUUACGUUGAACUGGGAACAUCCAUCAUGAAAUCUGGAGGCAGUUAUGCCUAUAUCCUGGAGGCAUUUGGGGCAUUUGUGGCCUUCAUCAGACUCUGGUCUUCCUUGCUAAUUAUUGAACCAACAACUCAGGCAGUGAUAGCAAUCACCUUUGCUAACUAUAUUAUUCAGCCAAUUUUUCCCCAUUGUGAACCACCUUAUGAUGCAGUCAGGUUGAUUGCAGCUGCUUGUAUAUGUUCCUUAACAUUUAUUAAUUGUGUUAAUGUAAAGUGGGGUACCCGUGUUCAAGAUGUUUUCACAUAUGCAAAAGUUAUGGCUCUUAUCUUGGUGAUAUCUGUUGGUCUUUACAAAAUUGGUAAAGGGGAAACUGAAAACCUGAGAGCUCCCUUCGAGGGCUCAGCAACAAACCCAGGAAUGAUUGCCCUGGCUCUCUACUCUGCUCUCUUCUCCUACUCUGGAUGGGACACGCUCAACUAUGUCACUGAGGAAAUGCAGAAACCUGAGAGGAACCUACCUCUUUCUAUUGCAAUUUCAAUGCCUAUUGUAGCUAUUAUUUACUUAUUGACUAAUAUAGCAUACUAUGUAGUGUUGGACAUGUCAGCUCUCCUCACAAGUGAUGCGGUGGCUGUGACAUUUGCAGGUGAAACCCUUAGUCACGCCAAGUGGAUAAUUCCUAUAGCAGUGGCCAUGUCUUGCUAUAGUGGCUUAAACUCCUCAAUUAUUGCAGCAUCUCGGCUUUUCUAUGUUGGAGCCAGGGAAGGACACCUCCCUGUCAGUCUGAGCUUGAUUCACGUAAAGUGCUUCACACCAGUCCCUGCUCUCCUGUUCAACGGCUUAAUGACUUUGCUUUAUCUCCUUGUGGAAGAUGUUUUCCUCCUUAUUAAUUACUACUGCUUCAACUACUGGCUCUUCGUGGGUCUAUCUAUUGCAGGACUAAUAUAUUUGAGAUAUACUCAGCCACAUAGACCACGGCCUGUUAAACUUAGCCUCUUCUUCCCUAUAGUAUAUUGUUUGUGUUCCCUAUUCCUGGUUAUAGUGCCUCUCUACAGUGAUACAAUCAAUUCCCUUAUUGGUGUUGGUAUUGCCCUCUCAGGCAUUCCUGCUUAUUAUUUGGGAGUCUAUCUGCCAGUUGAAAAACGACCCAAAUGUCUACUUUGGCUCUCUGCUACAUCAACAAAGUAUGUUCAGAUGCUCUUCUACUGUGCUCUGUCAGACCUGGACAUAGACGUGGAACCCACAGCAGCUAAGAGUAAAUAGAGUUGCCUCAACAUUGAGAGUUGUGCCUUGACAUCUCCCAUCUGGAAGAUUUUUUUAUCAUAUGAAGUUCUCCCCACAUGUUCUAUCAUACUAGAGCACUAACCACAGUACUGUGUAUCAGUUUGAUGACAGUUAAUUUGUGAUGGUUUUAUAAAACACUCUGUUUUCUAGGAUUUCUUUUUAAAAUUCUGUUAAUAGUCAGCUAUCAUGACAUUUUGAAACUAUGACGUGCUUAAUGAAUGAACAUUUAUUAGUAGAUAAGUGCUAAAUGUCAAAGGCAAAAGAAAAGUAAAAAAUAUUAGAUCAGAUCUUUGCAAGGUUCAAAGUCUGAGUUUGAAAGUAGGAACAACAGUAGUUUCCUAAAAAUGUAAUUAAAUUCUUAGCCAAAGUGAAAAAAAUAUAUAAUUCUUGCUGGUACAUAUGUUUUGACUCUUAAUAUUAGUGUUAAAUUAUUCUAAUGCAUAAUUCCUGGCAUACAUAAUUUACCAAAAGCAAAAAACCAAAGCGUUUGGUCGUUUAAGUUCUGUGAGAAAUUCCCAUUUGAUGAUAGUCCACAUAACAUUACUCAUUUUUUAGAAAAUAUAUUUCCAACAAACGAUACCAUUGUUCAGAAGCAGUUUUCCUUUCCAGAAGAACAGUCUGCCGUGGAGAACUUCGAGACGCUGAGUCUCAUUCCAGCUAGUGUAUAUUCCAGGAAAACACAUCACCUUCUCAGACUGUCCUUUGCUUGCCUAGAAGUAUCAAAAGUGUGAUCACAUGAAUCAUACUGAUUUUUUCCACAGUGGAACUUAUGGAGAAACUCAGAAAGACAAAUUAAAAAUUGACAUUUUUCAAAAUUUCUUGAGCCCCUGCCUAACCCCUGAAACCUCACCAGUUUCUGCUGGCAAGGUAACCUGCAGGUCUCCUACUGAGCACACAGAGAGCCUCCAGAUAGGUCCUCACACCACAUAGGUGCCUGUUGCACAAUACCCAGUGCAGGCACAUGCACUGGACAAGUGCACCCACUUGGGUGCCUUGAAAGAAAAGGGCAGUUGAGAGCUAGGGAUGUUCUCUUGAACAUUGAUUCUUUCAGUGUGGCACACAGGAAUGUUCAACUAGUCCUAACUCUUAGUCUUUUGAAAUGACUAAGAAUUUAGGGAAAGACCAUAACCGUUAGGAAAAACAGCAACCUAGAUCUUAAAAUGCUUCAGUUAUCAUAGUGUGUUGAUAUGCAGGACCAUUUAUAAUCCUUGUUGGCAAGUCAUAUUUCCUUUCUGUUUUUAUACUUAAAUGUAACAUGCAUUGUUUCAAAUUUGAAUUUCACCGUUCCUCUUCAAUUAACUUUGACUAAGGUAAUUUAAUUUUACACAAGUCCUUUUAGCUUCCAGAAUUUUUGUGUGUUAUUGAUGUCUGCUCAGAGAAAGAGCAAUGGAACAGGCAAUUCUUACUAUUUAAGCCUCUCUUCACUCCCUCCCCACACCGCAAAGUCAUUUGGAGGAUUGUAAUUUUAUGCAUCUAGGCCAUAGUUUAGUUUGCCCAGCUCAGAACAUCCCCACGUACUCAACACAUCUCUGUUACAGUACAGCACCACUGUGAUCCUGCCCUAUGAUUGUACAGAAAUUCUGCAUUUUCACCUCAUCAAAGCACUGGUUAGGGACAGAGCUGUGGUCCCAGACUGUAUCAGGGCACAGAGGGAGUACAAACCCUCCAAGCUGGCACCAAACUAAACAGCACCAAAGCUGGCCGUCUUUGCCUCCACAGAGUUCAAAGUCAUGCUCAGUACUGAGCCACAUGUCACACCAAGACAACACUGUACCAUCCUCUGAAGUUUUUCAAUGCAGGACCAAAGCUUCUAAAUUAUUUGGGACACCUGAGGUGACAUCUCAGGUGGUAACAACUGGCAUUACAGGGAGUGUAAUAAGAGCUACGAAAUAAGAACUUUUCCAAACAAAAUUCUGAGCUGAGAAACUUCUUUUGUUGUCUAAUUCUUUGCCAAUUUUUUUGUUGUUGUUGUUUGUUUGGGUUGGGUUGGGUUUUUUUGUCAUAAAUUUGUGUAUUUGAUCUGGCUGGGAUGGAGUUAAUUUUCCCCACAGCAGCCCUCACAGUGCUGUGCUAUGCCUUGGUAUCUGGAAAGGUGUUGAUAGCACACCAGUGUUUUGGCUAUUGCUGAGCAGUGCUGGUACAGCUUCAGCGCUGUCUCCCCAACAUUCCACUCCCAAGCAGAUUGCUGGGAAGAGCCUGGGAGGGGACACAACUGGGAUAGCUGACCCAAAUUAACCAAAGGGAUUUUCCAUACCAUAUGACAUCAGCUUAGCUAAAAAAGUUAAGGAAAGUAGGAGGAAGGUAGGGCAUUUGUUAGUUUCAAAGUUUGCCUUCUGGAGAAAUCACUACCUGUGCUGAAACCCCCACUUCCCAGGAUGUGGUUGGACAUUGCUCACUGAUGGAAAGUAGAGAAUUUUUUUUUUUUCCCUCUUUGUUCGGUGACACACAAAGUUUUGGUUUUUUGCUGCAGUAAACUGCUUUAUCUCAACCUACAAGUUGUUUUCCAUCUUAUUUUCUCUUCCUUGUCCCACCGAGAAGAGGGAGUGAUGGAGCAGCUUCAUGGGCACCGGGCAUCCAACAAAGGUCAACUCAGCACAGCUGUUUGACUUUUCUGGGCAUGAUGCACAAGCCUUCAUUUUCUUUCUGGACAGAAGGAAAGUAAUUGUCAGAUACAAGGUUAUAAAUGUAAAUAAAACCACUAAAAAUCUCUGGACAUUGGAAUAUCAAAAAUGUUAAUGUGAUUGUUGAUUUUUGACUCCUUACAAAUGUAAGUUAUUGUCAAAUAUCUAAAACAAAUCAUAGAUGCUGAAAGUGUCUAAACAAAUAAACAUUUGAUUAUUUGCAAAUGCUAUAGUUAUUUGGCUUUAAAGUGUAAAAAUAGUACUGUGAGAUAAAUUUACCCUGCUGUACAAUUCACCGGUUGAGUUACCAGGAGAGAAGUUAGACUAACUCUUCUUCGUGGUCUCUAUAAAUCAGAUUAAAAAGCAUUUAUGGAGGGAAAAAAUUCUAGUUGUGCUCAGAUGGGACAGAUAAGA